AUGCCUCCGCCGCGCUUCUACUCCCUCCUCCUCCUCCUCCUCACCCUCUUCAUCUCCGUCGCCUUCCUCCAGAUCUGUUCCGCCGCCGAUGAUGACAGUGACGUUAACGAUCUUGUUUUCGAGAACCCAAGGCUCCGACAAGCCUACAUUGCUCUCCAAGCAUGGAAAUCUGCCAUUUUUUCCGAUCCCUUUAACUUCACUGUCAACUGGACCGGCCCAAACGUCUGCUCCUAUGGCGGUGUCUACUGCGCUCCCUCUCCAGCAGAUCCCUCCAUACGUGUAGUCGCUGGAAUCGACCUCAACCAUGCUGAUAUCGCCGGUUACCUCCCAACGGAGCUCGGCCUCCUCACUGACUUGGCCCUCUUUCAUAUCAACUCCAACCGUUUUUGCGGUACUGUUCCCACGUCUUUCAAAAACCUCACAUUACUCCAUGAGCUUGAUUUAAGCAACAACCGCUUCGUCGGAGUUUUCCCGACGGUGGUCCUGUCCUUGCCGGCGUUGAAGUAUUUGGAUCUUCGGUUCAACGAGUUUGAAGGGUCUGUUCCUUCGAAGUUGUUUGAUAAGGAUCUUGAUGCGGCUUUUCUGAACGACAACCGGUUUCAGUUCGGUAUUCCGUCCAACUUGGGUAAUUCGCCGGUAUCGGUUCUUGUUUUGGCGAAUAACAAUCUGGGUGGUUGUAUUCCGGCGAGCAUCGGACAAAUGGGUGGAACUUUGAAUGAAAUUAUUCUUAUGAAUGAUAAUCUAACGGGCUGUUUGCCGGUGCAGAUUGGAUUGUUAAAGGAGGUGACGGUUUUUGACGUCAGCUUUAACAAUCUUCAAGGGCCGUUGCCGGCGGCGAUCGCCGGAAUGAGGAGCGUGGAACAGCUGGAUGUGGCGCAUAACCGGCUGACAGGGGUGGUGCCCGCUAGUAUUUGUAGGUUGCCCAGGUUGCAGAACUUUACAUACUCGUUCAAUUACUUCACAGGUGACGCGCCGUCGUGCUCUGCGGCCGGGGGUGGUGGCGGAAAGGCGUUUGAUGACUCAAAGAAUUGUAUUGCUGGAAAGGCGAAUCAGCGGUCUGCUAGGGAAUGUUCUUCUAGAGAUGCCCGUCCUGUUGAUUGUAGGAAGUUACAAUGCGGUGGUUCUUCGUCGCCGUCUGCUCCUACUCCGACUACCCCGACUACCCCAUCUGUUCCGACCACCCCUACUGCUCCUACGCCGACGACACCAUCUGUUCCGACUACCCCCACUGCUCCUACUCCGACGACACCAUCUGUUCCGACUACCCCCACUGCUCCUACNCCGACGACACCAUCUGUUCCGACUACCCCCACUGCUCCUACUCCGACGACACCAUCUGUUCCGACUACCCCCACUGCUCCUACCCCGACGUCGCCAUCUGUUCCGACUACCCCCACUGCUCCUACUCCGACGUCUCCAUCGGUUCCGACUACCCCCACUGCUCCUACUCCGACGUCGCCAUCAGUUCCAACUACGCCGUCUGCUCCAAGACCAUCUCCUCCACCGCCUACUUCCGAAUCUUCGCCAAGUGGAAAAUCACACCCUCCACCCCCACCACCAGUAGCCACCUCUCAUCCACCUCCUCUAGCACCACAGCCGCCGUCGAGCUCCCCCAUUAUGCCACCACCACCUACCGAGGGAAGUUCCCCACCACCUCACGGAAGCCAUGGAUCUCCGCCACACGGAAGCCAUGGGUCCCCGCCACACGGGAGCCACGGAUCGCCGCCACACGGCCACGGUUCCCCGCCACACGGUAGCCACGGAUCCCCUCCACACGGUAGCUACGGAUCCCCACCGCACAGUAGCCACCCAUUGCCACCACCCCCACCUCCAAGUUCUGACUCUUCACCUAAAACCCAUUUCGCACCACCACCACCAACUUACCAACCCUCUCCGCCUCCACCACCCCAACAUGGACAUUCUAUUUCUCCGGCUCCAUCACCGGAAGAAUAUUCUCCACCCCACGGCAGAACCCCAUCACCACCACAAACACAACCCCCACCAUCCCAUUCACUUCCUCCACCACCAUCAUCUGGAUGCGCUCUACCAACACCACCACCACCACCUCCACCACAACAAUGGCACCAUCCACCAUCACAAACUCAAUCUCCACCACCACCCACUAACCAUCAUCAUCCAUCGCCACCACCUCCUCCACAUCAAACUCAAUCUCCCCCUCCACCUCAUAAACAUACAUACCCAUCACCCCCACCACCACCCUCGUCCGAUGGCACCCCUCUUCCGCCAGUAAUCGGGGUUUCGUACGCCUCUCCACCACCACCGGUAAUUCCCUAUUAUUAAGCAAAUCCAUAUCCUUGUCUAUCUAUACAUACAGAGCAUCCGCUUUUAAUUUUCCUUGAAAUUAAGGAAAAAGAGCAUAAAGAAAUAUGGAUAAAAUCUGCAGCUUUUUGGGGAUUUGGGGGCUGAGAUUGAUGUGAUCUUCUUUUUGAGGAGAUUUGCGUAAUUUAUUUGUGUUUUUAAGUAUUUAAAUUCUAAUGAUAUGAUGAUCAUCAUGUAUAAUUUGAGUUUCCAAACUAGGAGGAAUUCGUAGCUUAUUAGAAUUCAUUAUUAUUUAUGUAUUUAGUAUGAAUGUAAUAAACUUGUUAUUCAAUUUGCGCCUUCAUCCAAAUCAAUUUUCCAACAAAAAGUCAUCCCAAUCUAAGAUGCUCAAUUUAU
Cynara cardunculus var. scolymus (artichoke) is the source of this 2676-nucleotide messenger RNA. RefSeq names its product leucine-rich repeat extensin-like protein 6. NCBI's taxonomy places the organism in Eukaryota, Viridiplantae, Streptophyta, Magnoliopsida, Asterales, Asteraceae. The transcript has a single exon. The record is from RefSeq and is a predicted model, not a curated record. Gene Ontology annotation, molecular function: protein binding. The coding region runs from base 1 to 2301 and encodes 766 amino acids.